Molecule: messenger RNA, 1964 nt
Organism: Astyanax mexicanus (Mexican tetra)
Lineage: Eukaryota; Metazoa; Chordata; Actinopteri; Characiformes; Acestrorhamphidae
Gene: pdcd7
Product: programmed cell death 7
Exons: 5
Coding region: 137-1786 (549 amino acids)
Source: RefSeq, a predicted model, not a curated record
CCAGCAUUAGCGCUACAUCCGGUUAGCGGGGAGCAGCGGUGAGAAACUGUUUAGCUGUUUAGUUAACUGGCCGGGUUACUGUUUAUCUGUUACAGUAAAACACAGCGGCUGCAUUCAUUCAGGACUCGCAGGAAACAUGAACAACCUCCCGCCGUACUCUGCGGAGCCGCCGGGAGCGGCAGAGGGCCGCGGGUACGGCAGCAGAGGCGGGUACGGUGUCGGAGCGCCGCCCGGCUCCGUCCCUCCACCCCCGACGCCGCCGUGGCCCGGACAGCACGGACAGCCCGGACAGCCCGGGCCGUACAGCCAGUGGCCGCCGUUCCAGCCCCCGCCGUUCUCUCACCCUCCACUUUUCGACCCCAGCAGGCCUCCUCCAGGCUUCUUCGGCGAGCAGCAGAACGCGCUGUGGCCUCCUCCGGCCAGCAGGGGGCAGCAAGCGCAUGUAGGUACUGAUAGGGGCAGCUUUGAUCAAGGGGGCCCUUUUACAAAUUUUGGACCACCACCAAUCCCAACACCAUGUCCACCAGUGCACCAGCCCAGGUUUCACCAACUCAACCCACCAGCCAGUCCAAGCUUCACUCCAGACUACCAUAAACCACAUCCCAGCUCCUUUCCUCACCAUAUCAACAACCCCCCAGAAGGCCACUGGUCAGGGGAUGGGCAGAAUAAUGGAAACAGAACCACCACUACCACAUCCACCACGUCCAUGUUGCAGGUGACCCCUGACGCAGACACCACACAGCGGAUUCAGGACGAGCAGUGGGUUAAAGGUUUCCUGCAGAGAAGAAGAAGGAGCAAGCCAGCAGCAUCAGCCGCAGAAGCAGCUCAGCAUCCCCCCAAACAGUCUGUUUCAGAUUUCAGACACAAGCUCUACAGCACAGUCCACAUGCUCUCAGAGCUCACCCUGCUCUGCCAAACCCUCAAAAACAACCUGGAGAACCAGGGCGUGUGGACCGAGGCCUACUCCCGAGCCGGAGAGCUGAAGAGCAGCCUGCAGGAGAGGCUGGCAGGCCUGCAGGACAGAGAGGUCAUCAGCAGGGUCAAGAAGAACCUGGAGCUGAUCAAGAAGAAGCGAGCUUGCAUGCGCAGGAGAAGAGCGGAGAGGAUGGAGGAGAAGCAGGAGGAGGAGAGGAGGGCUGCGGAGAGGGAGGCAGCUAUGGACAAGUUCCAGCUGAAGCAGAUACAAGAGUUGGAGGAGAAGAACAGGGAGCGUGAGCUGAAACUGGCUGCAGACGCUGUGCUGUCCGAGGUGAGGAAGAAACAGGCAGAUUCUAAGCGAAUGCUGGACAUUCUCAAGGCUCUGGAAAAGCUAAGGAAACUUCGCAAAGAGGCAGCAUCCAGGAAAGGCAUGUUUCCAGAGAAGGAGUGUGACGAGGUGUUCGAGGGCCACCUGACGCGGCUGAGGAGCCUGAUCAAGAAGCGCACAGCUGUUUAUGGGGCCGAGGAGAAGGCCCUGAGGGUCAUGCUGGAGGGGGAACAAGAGGAGGAGCGGAAACGGGAUCGGGAAAAACGGCUGAAAAAAGAAAGGGAAAAGCUGCUGCUUAAGAAACAGGAGAUAGACUCCAUGCUGUUUGGAGCUGAGCUGCCUCCUGAUCAUCCACUUCAGCCUUUCCAGGAAUACUACACCCAAGCCGAGCACUCUCUACCCGUCCUGAUCCAAAUAAGGAGAGAAUGGGAUCAGUUUCUGGUUCCAGUAGAUCAUCCUGACGGCACGUCGAUCCCUCCGUGCUGGGUCCUUCCAGACCCUCCAGCAGAUGAUGUCUGGGCCACUGCUCUUGAGAAGUGAAUCUGACUUCCGAACCAUUUCUGACUGCUGAAUCAUUUUAUAUUUGUAGUUUACUGAUAACAUAAGAAUAAGAGAAUUUCUACAGCACCAGUGUUCACAGAUGGUCCAGGAGCUCACUGACAUCUAAGCUACAGUAUAUUUUUGUAACAUUUUGAAUAAAAAGGAGUGAAGAGUAAAA